This is a messenger RNA of Meleagris gallopavo (turkey), 1708 nucleotides long. The record is from RefSeq and is a predicted model, not a curated record. NCBI's taxonomy places the organism in Eukaryota, Metazoa, Chordata, Aves, Galliformes, Phasianidae.
GCCUGCGGACCUUGGACCCCGGGGUCCCACCCAGCCCGGCUGCAGGUGCACGGCCCCCGCCUGCCCUGCACGGCCCCGGCUGCUGCUGCACGCAGUGAGUUCCGGCUCCCAAAGCCGAGCCCUUCCUGCACAGCGGGAGCUGGAUUGUAUUCUCCCACCGUCCUGCUGUGCGUCCCAUGCUGCGAUGUCCCCUGGGCUCUGACCCGCGGCACAGAGCUGCGCUGUGCUCAGGACACACUCCGGCAGAGGAUGACGCAGCUCCUACAUGAAGGCCCCUCUGCAGCAGCCCAGUGCAGUCCUGCUCGCUCCUGGUGCUAGAACUGCUGAGUUGCUCCAGUGGGGCUGCUGUGCACAGGAGCAGUGCUGCAGUGCUCUCUGCCUGUGCUCCUCCUGCAGUUCCUGGAGGCCCGGUGCCACGUGCGCCCAGGGCGGCAGGAGGUCAUGAAAGCAGCAGUGCUGCCUGGUUCCUUCUGACCAGAGCUGUGCUGGCUGCUCACUUGCUCACGUGUUUCUGGGCCAUCCUACUGGUGAUGCACUCCAGGGCUUUCCUUGGUUGGCUGCACACCCUGGCAUUGCCCUGUGCCGUGCUCCUGCAGCCACUCAAGUUGGCAGCCACAUGGGAGGGGCAUUGCUCAGCACUCCACCUCCUGCACCUCCAGCCGUGUGCUCCUGGGCCGGGCCAGGAAAGAUUCCAAGCGCUCCUUUGAUGCGAGCAGCCUGGAGCUGCGGCAGCUCACAGUGUGCUGAGGAGCUCCAGGAGCUGCUCAUUGUGGGGCAGUGCCCUGACACCUGCAGGUUUUGCCCCAGGUCCACCUGCAGACACAGCAGGAGGUGAAGAUGCGGAUGAUGGGGAUGGCGCUGCGCGUGGUCCGCACCGACGGCGUCCUGGCGCUGUACAACGGGCUGAGCGCAUCGCUGUGCCGCCAGAUGACGUACUCUCUGACUCGCUUCGCCAUCUAUGAGACUGCGAGAGACCACUUGGGCCGUGGCAGCCAGGGGCCUCCCCCCUUCUAUCAGAAAGUGCUGCUGGGAGCAGUGGGAGGCUUCACUGGCGGCUUUGUGGGGACCCCAGCGGACAUGGUGAAUGUCAGGAUGCAGAACGAUGUCAAGCAGCCGGCUCACCUGCGGCGGAACUAUUCCCAUGCCCUGGAUGGCAUGUACCGCGUCCUGCGGGAAGAGGGCUUGAAGAAGCUGUUCUCGGGAGCAACGAUGGCAUCCAGCCGAGGGGCCCUGGUCACCGUGGGGCAGCUUUCCUGUUAUGACCAAGCCAAGCAGCUUGUCCUCACCACUGGGCUGCUGUCGGACAACAUCUUCACACACUUCCUGGCCAGUUUCAUUGCUGGUGGAUGUGCCACAUUCCUGUGCCAGCCCCUGGAUGUGCUGAAGACGCGCCUCAUGAACUCCCAGGGCGAGUAUCGGGGUGUCGUGCACUGUGCCAUGGAGACUGCCAAGCUCGGCCCGCUCGCCUUCUACAAGGGCUUCGUUCCCGCUGCCAUUCGCCUCAUUCCUCACACCGUCCUUACCUUUGUCUUCCUGGAACAGCUGCGAAAAUACUUUGGGAUCAAAGUGGUCACCUGAGCAGGAGGGCCGGACCCUGCUCCCUGGGACCGCAGAACCCCCACCGCCCUGGGCCGGGGCUGUCCCCCUCCCCACAUCCCUGCACCCGGGGCCGGCCGGUCCCAGCCCCCAUCCCACCCCCUCCUCCAUU